Molecule: messenger RNA, 1631 nt
Organism: Linum tenue
Lineage: Eukaryota; Viridiplantae; Streptophyta; Magnoliopsida; Malpighiales; Linaceae
Source: the annotation of a GenBank genome assembly
CCUAUAUUUGGCACAUUUCGGCGGGUCGACAUGCCUUUUUGCCUACACCAUUCAUUUCAAGCGCGAAUUCGACGACAACAGCCACCAGUCUAAUAAUAUUCGAAUCCGGAGCUUGACAUCAAUUCUAGAUUUCAUUAGCUCUGAAAAUGGAGGGAUUGGUCUCCAUGAAAUCCAGUGCUUCCUCCCACCCCGCCGCCAUCGGGUCUCUUCCCCGCCGACCCACCUUCUCAAUCCGCCGUUCCCAGGUCACUCUCCCCAGAGUCAAACGCUUCUCCGCCGCCGCUGCCUCCAUUCGAGCUCAACAGUUUGUGCAGCCUGACACGAUGGAUGCAUCGUCGGCGGCGAGGGAAGAGCCUGAGAUUGUUCUGAAAGCGAAAGAAUGGGAAGUUGGGAUGCUUCAAAACGAGUUGGCGGAAAGCCAAGGGAUUAGGAUCAGGAGACAGCCACCGACCGGGCCACCAUUGCACUACGUCGGUCCCUUUGAGUUCAGGAUUCAGAAUGAAGGCAACACUCCCAGGAACAUUCUGGAGGAGAUUGUGUGGCACAAAGACAAUGAAGUCCAUCAAUUGAAACAGUGGAAGCCCAUCUACACUCUAAAGAAAGCUAUGGAAGAUGCUCUUCCAACCAGGGAUUUUGUCGGAGCACUGAGAGAAGCUAACCGUCGAACUGGGCUUCCGGGUUUGAUUGCGGAAGUGAAGAAGGCUUCUCCUAGUAGAGGAGUCCUUCGAGAGAAUUUUGAUCCUGUGGAAGUUGCUCAAUCUUAUGAAAAAGGUGGAGCUGCAUGUCUCAGUGUCUUGACAGAUGCUAAGUACUUUCAGGGGAGUUUUGAAAACUUGGAGGCAAUUAGGAAAGCUGGAGUUAAGUGCCCUCUGCUGUGCAAAGAAUUCAUUGUAGACGCGUGGCAGAUCUAUUACGCGAGAACUAAAGGAGCAGAUGCCAUUCUUCUAAUAGCUGCAAUUUUGCCUGAUCUGGACAUUAAGUAUAUGAUUAAGAUCUGCAAGGUGCUUGGUUUGGCGGCACUCGUUGAGGUCCACGACGAGAGGGAAAUGGACCGUGUUAUUGGAAUAGAAGGCGUUGAGCUUAUUGGCAUCAAUAACCGUAAUCUUGAAACAUUUGAAGUUGAUAUCAGCAACACCAAGAAGCUUCUUGAAGGAGAGCGAGGCAAACUCAUCCGCGAGAAAGGCAUAAUCGUAGUUGGCGAAUCUGGGCUUUUCACUCCUGAACACAUCGCUUAUGUGCAAGAAGCUGGUGUUGGAGCGGUUCUUGUUGGAGAAUCGCUGGUGAAACAAAGCGACCCAGGCCAGGCAAUCUCUGGUCUCUUUGGCAGAGAUAUCUCGUCGUAACUUGGGGGUUAAAGAAAAUCAAGCAACAAAGUUUUGUAGAGCAGCAGCAGCAACAAAGAUGAAUAUAACUAUAGAGCUGCUUUCCUUGAGUGUACUUUUUCUGUCAUUUGCCCCCUUUUUAUCAUAUGCUCAGGUUUAAUGUUUAUUCUGUUUGUGCUUCUUCCUUUUCUUCUUGAUUAUGGCACAGCAAACCUCUAUGGAAGUGGUUUCGUGGAUUAAAUUUUGGAUUAGUUCCUUGACUAUCUACAUCUACAUCUCUAUACAUAUAAUUAUAGUGAUUCUUAUUUU